Messenger RNA from Eriocheir sinensis (Chinese mitten crab), 9019 nucleotides. Its product is annotated as arrestin domain-containing protein 3-like. The transcript is spliced from 10 exons. Lineage: Eukaryota; Metazoa; Arthropoda; Malacostraca; Decapoda; Varunidae. Gene Ontology annotation, biological process: protein transport. Gene Ontology annotation, cellular component: cytoplasm. The record is from RefSeq and is a predicted model, not a curated record. The coding region runs from base 574 to 2595 and encodes 673 amino acids.
AUGAGGGGCGGGAAGCGGCUGGUGGUGGUGGUCUGCCCGCUGAUGUCACUCUUAUCGGGCCUGUUACUCUUAUUUUCUGUCACUCACAUCCUUUUAUUUCAUCUCUUUUGUCUUGCUUUCUUCUCCGCCUGCUCCUCACCUCCCCCUCGCAUGUGUCGCCCUGCACACACACACACACACACACACACAUCGUUUCCGCUAGUUCCGUUUCAUUACACUAAAAGCUUUUCUCUAUUAAUGUUUUGACUCUACAAGGGCAUGGCGAGGCAGGCAGGAAAGAGUAAGAGUGUAUUUGUUCUUUUCUGGACUUAUUGAAUUAUUCCAAGACUAAAAGAGUACAUUAGCAGGCAACUGAAUUAUACCAACAGAAAAAGAAUACAUUAGCAGGCAACCAUAAGAAUCGUGUCCUUGGCAGUGGUGUAUACGUUCAUUAGGGGGCGUGGUGUGUGUGUGUGUGUGUGACUGUGUGGGCAGUAUUUCAGUGUGUGUGUGGGUGUGUUGUGCGGCAGCCGGCAAGACUUACCACAACUGCUUGCUCUUGGAGCCACUCAGACACGUGCAGGAAGACUCAGGAUGCCGACUUCAAUUGCUGUGGUGUUCGACAACCCGUCAGCAGUCUACUUUACCGGCCAGACCAUCACCGGCUAUGUCCAGGCAAUAUGUGAUAAGCCGAAGAAGUGCAGAGGCAUUGAGGUGGAGUUCAAAGGCUAUGCAAAGGUUCACUGGACUGAAAGGACGACCACUGGCACGGGAGAUGACCGCAAAACCGAGACCCGCCACUACACCAGCCAGGAGAAGUACUACGAAAUGAACUACUGGGUGUGGGGCAAUGGCUCAGACUCGUACGAGCUUCCCCCGGGCCAGCAUGUCUUUCGCUUCAACUUCCUGGUGCCAAACGGAAUCCCUUCAUCCUUUGAGUCACACGUGGGAAAGGUGCGGCACCAGUGCAAGGCCAAGAUGGACAUUCCAUGGAAGACUGACAAGACUUGCACCCGCCCCUACUCCAUCAACACCCUCCUGGACCUCAACACCAACCCCCAGGCCCCGAUGCCAAUCAGCUUCACCGAGGAAAAAUAUGCUUGUUGUUUGUGGUGUCGCAGUGGACCCAUGACAGUUGCCCUGCGCAUUGACCGCUCUGGCUUUGUGCCUGGUGAGAAGAUGAUCAUCAAUGCCGAGUGCAUUAACACGACUAGAAAUGAGAUCAACCACACCAAGGUCACAAUUGAGCAGAUCACCACAUACUAUGCAGAGGGACGCACCAAGAAGGAAAGGCGCAAGGUAGCGGAGAUAAAGCGUGGCGUCAUCGAGCCAGGCAAAGAAGACAUCUGGUCUGCCGUAGAGAUGACCAUUCCACCUCUGCCACCGUCCAACCUUGAGUACUGCCGCAUCAUUGACAUAGAUUAUGAAUUUCAGUUUGAGAUGGAGCCGUCAGGCUGCCACACUGACCUGGACUUUGCUGUGCCUGUCAUCAUCGGCUCAAUACCUCUCCAGCAAUACUUCUCCUCCUUUGCGCCUGCUGUGCCUCCCCCCGCCUAUCCCAGUCCUGGUGCCCCUGGCUAUCCUGCUGCUGGUGCCCCAGGGUAUCCUGCUCCUGGUGCCCCAGAGUAUCCUGCUCCUGGUGCCCCAGGGUAUCCUGCUCCUGGUGCCCCAGGGUAUCCUGCUCCUGGUGCCCCAGAGUAUCCUGCUCCUGGUGCCCCAGGGUAUCCUGCUCCUGGUGCCCCAGGGUAUCCACCUCCACCAGGGUACCCUGAACUGCCUGCCUACAACCCCAAUGCCCCACCUGCUGUAGGGUUUGCAGCUGGUGGAGUGGUACCCAACUCACCACCACAAAACUCUGCCUUUAUGCCUCCACCUUACCCAGGUUCCCCGGCCCCCUCUGCUCCACCAACCUUCCCAGGCAUCCAGCAGUACCCUGGCAUGCCCCUGCCUGAGUAUAACCCAUGCAUGUUUGGGAUGACCAAGUUCAGCGAGCAUGACAGUGAUGACGAGGAUCAGGAACACGGCUUUGCUCCAUUCUACGUCUCCUACGCCCUUUUGGGCUCCAGAAGACCUCCAGCUGCAGGUAUGGAAAAUGCCCCAGGCCUACUUGGAGCCCCCAGCCCAGAAUACUGCAAUGGAUCAGCAGAGUCGGAUCCUCUCAUAAUCCACCACCAGAACCACCGCAAGCACUCCUCAAGCAGCAGCAGCAGCAGCAGCAGCAGCAGCAGCAGCAGCGAUGAGGAGCACCACCGUGAGGAGAGAACAGGUGAUCACUGUGGUGGUGGUGAGGAGGAAAAGGAGGAGCAUGACAAGGAGAAGGAGAGUAGUGAAAAAAAGGAGGAGGAGCAUGGCAAGGAGGAGAAGGAGGAGAAGGAGAGUAGUGAGGAAAAGGAGGAGGAGAAGGAGAGUAGUGAUGAAAAGGAGGAGAAGGAGAGUAGUGAGGAAAAGGAGGAGGAGAAGGAGAGUAGUGAUGAAAAGGAGGAGAAGGAUAGUAGUGAUGAAAAGGAGGAGAAGGAUAGUAGUGAUGAAAAGGAGGAGGAUGAAGGGCAUGAAGAGAAAGAGGAAGAGGAGGAGGGUGGUGAAGAGUGUGAUGAUGGGGGUGAUGAGGAAGAGUGAAUUACAGCUGUGAAUUUAGUAGUCAUAGAUUUGUUUUUGAACACUGUACUUGAUUCAUUUCCUAUUUUUAUUUUUCCUCCUGUAGUUCCUCACACUAGCUCUCAGUUUGUUGUGAAUUGAUCGGAAUGAAAGACAAAUCAUCAUGAUAGCAAGAUGUAAAGGUUCUCCGUCACUUUAGCAACUUAUUAGAUUUAGAAGUGAAGAAAAAUUAGGCUACUCUAUUGUCAUCAGGAAACACAUGUAUGUUAGAGAGAGCAAUGGAUAGAUUUUUGAUGUCCCACCAGAUAGCCAGUGUCUUAUUGGUUGGUUGGUUUAGUUGUUCCACUUGUCACAGCUAGUUUUCAGCUCUUGUAUGCAAAUGAAGUCGUGGAGAUUGACAAUGGUUGCCUUAAAUUUUAAUCAUAAUAAUUGUUACAUAGCAGCUCAGAUGAAGAAAGCUAACAUAUAUUUUUGUUGGUGUUAUGAAGUUUCUUGUAAGCCAUAUUUGACUGGUCAGCAGCUAGAGAGGUUGCCACUUACGCAGUGUAAAAAGUUUCCAGCACUAGAUCAAAAGUAUAAUUGGUGAUGGUAUUUAUAGAUAUAAUAUGAAUAAGAAUCUGAAUGGAAAUUAUGUGCUGGCUCAGUAAACCCCAUUCCACAUCAUUUCACUUGAUCGCCUUUAAGGGCUCUUACAUGUCCCUCCGCAGCAGCAGGGUUGCUUUGCCCUCAGCAGCCACCCUCAGGAUGCAUGCACAUUACCUGUGCUGACUGGCACCAUCAGAAUGAUUAUGACAAUUGUUUACUUCGUGCCAAAAAUUAGAAUACUAUUUACUCCUUUAUAUCAUAGUUAAGGGAUGAAAAUACAUGUCACUUAACUUUAAUAUAAAGGUGCGAAUGGUUAAAAAACUAAUAGUUAAGCUAAAAAAUGCCACUAGUGCAACCUAACUGACCAUAAUUGAUCGCCAUGAAAAUAAUAACCCAACGCCAUUUGAUUAGGUAAGAAUAAUUUCAAAACUAACAGUACUUCACCUUAACAUAAUGAGUAGUAAUCUAUCUCUGCUGAGGCUAGUAGCUUGUUUGCAAUAUAAUGGUAGUCCAGUUAAAGAGAUAGUGAUGAAGUAAAGUAAAGAAUAACUGGAAAGGCACAAAAAAAACAGGUCUUCCUGCUUUUUUUGGUGUCUACUGUUGUUGUUGCAGCAGCUAGCACAGCUUGAUGUUUCAUAGGAACAUUUGCUGAAAGUCUGACACCACUGCACUUGUUGUUUGGAGGUUGGUCAAUUUCUCUGUUGCCCUUUGGCACAGACUCAUUUUGGCUACACAGUAGUUGAUGAAAUGACUUUUUAACUAAUCCAGUUAAUUAAUCACACUGCCCAAUAUAUGUGAAAAUAUGCAAAAGUUGCUCAUAAAGAUUUUUCAUCAGCACGAUACAUCUAUGAUAGGCAUUAAAUACAGUUGCCUACCCAAAACUAAUCAGAAGAUGAAAUUGCUUACUGCUGAAAUCUUCCUUAAAGAGGAUUAGAAAAAUAAUUAGUAAUUACAACAGAUAUCUACCAGUGAUAGGUAUGAAUCACUAACAUAUUAGUUGGUUUCAUUUUGCUUGACUUCAUAUCAACUUGAGGUUGACAUUAAUUGGCAUUAAAGCAAAACCAGGAGAGUUAGCAUUGACUAAUGAACCCAUCUUGAAAGCUCUCUUGGUGGCUGAGGGCGGUACUGCCUGUAUCUGGAAUCUUGUCUGUUGAAGCUAUUGAAAGCUUUACAACUCAAAGAGGAAGAGUUUCCUAAGAAGAAAUAGUUUAGUGUACUUCAGAGCAGAUUCUUUUGCAAGGCUAACUAAAUAGUAUUUCCUUCACCUUUACUUUGUUAAUGGUGGAAAUUGCAUUGAUGCAUUAUUUUGAAUAUUAUAGAUUAUGGUUAUAGUAAUCCUUUUAGUUGUCUUCUGUGCUCAAUUUUGAGGGAACAAGACCUGUUGGUCAGCUGUGUCUUUAUAAAGGUGGUGAUGGGGAAUGAGGCUCUGCCUUUGUAUAUGGUUUGUCUCUGAUUUUAUGGCUGUAACACCACCAUCUUUUUUUUCUUUUUCUUUUUUUUUACGUCACGGCCUAUUGCACUGUUAGGCAUUUUCCCUGGUGGGGCCUGAUAGUUGGCUCAGCCCAAUCUGGCACAGGUAAGUGUUUAUAGUGAUGCCAUCUUGUUUUUUGGUUCAUGCUGCCCCCCGGAGUUCAUCUUUGAGCCUCUCUUUGGAGAGAUAAUCUAGAGUCCGGGAUGAUAGGUGGUCUUCAGGGCAGCAUGUGGGUAGUCUUAGGCCACUUGGCAAUGUAACUUUCAAGAAGUUAAUGCAAUGAAGGCAGCCACCUCUUUUUUUCAUCGCUUUGGAACUGGAACUAUCAAAACCCCUGAAUUAAAGUGAUGUGUGCACCACAAACUGUAUAAGUUGUGGAUGACUGUAACUUGUUCUGAUGUUUAAAAGCUGGAGGAACUAAAUGUUUGUGUGUGUGUGUGUGUGUGUGUGUAUUUACCUAUUUGUAGUCUACCGGGUCUGAGCUAAGCUCUAAUAGUCCCGUCUCCAUAUCUACAUUCAUCCAGCCUUUCCUUCAUUUGUUGAACACUGUUCAGCUCCACCACCUCUUCCCGCAAGCUGUUCCAUGUGUUAGCACUUCUGUGUGGAAAACUAUACUUUUUUAAGUCACUCAAACAGGUAACUUUAUCAGGUUUCUUCCUAUGUCCUCUCAACCCCUGCGUUCUCGCAGUUAAGAAGAGAUUGUCUCUAUCCACCUUAUCGAACUUAUUUACCAACUUAUACAGCGUGAUCAGAUCUCCUCUCUUCUUUGUACCAGUGUCAUCAAGUCCAUCUCCUUCAAUCUGUCUUCAUACGUCAUAUUCGAGAGUUCUGGGACUAUUUUAGUUGCAAUUCUCUGUAUCCUUUCCAGCUUUCUGAUAUCCUUCAUUUUGUGAGGCGACCACACAACUACAGCAUAUUCAAGCUUUGGUCUUAUCAAUGUUGUUAUUAUUUUCUUCAUUUCUUUGUCCAUAAAAUGGAAUGAUACCCUUAUAUGUUGCAUUGUUAUUCCCAAAUCUUUUUCUUCAUGUACCACCUUUAAGUUUUCUUCUCCCAUCCUGUAUGUCUUUUUGCAGCUCCUCACAAUCCUACUCUGUUCUCACUUUUCUUAUUAACCCGUACAGUACUAACGACGCAUAUACGCAUCAGCGCCUAUGAUUGGAGGAAAUACAUACUAGCGACGCUUAUACACAUCGGGCUUGCUAAACACUGUUGCAGUCAAUGUAGUGGGUUUAUUUUUGCUACAGAGACUGCUGCAGACAAUGGCAACACUAUGCGAGUGCGUUUGUAGCAUUGGCAACACUACCCAAGCUGGGGAGGAAUCACAAGCCACCUGUGACAUUAAGAUCAAGAUCAAGACCAAGUGUAAACAAUGUCUCGGCGGCCAAUUCCUUUUGCCAUAUGGCGAUAGACAAUGAGUUUGAGGUUUCCUCAUCUGAAGAAGACGUGGGAGCACUCUCAGACUCUGGUUUGGACAAGGAUUAUGUGCCAGAUGAGGAUGUAGGCUAUAUUGAGCCACCUUUAUAAUGCGAGAUUGUACUGUCCUGAAAAUUCUGAAAAUCCCACUCUUAUACACCAUGAAAUGGUGCUCUCUGGAGUAUUCUACACCUGUGUUCAACAAAAGUGGGCUACCUGGCCUCUAUCACUUGUCAAAUCCUCCAUAAACCAUUGAUCACGUAUUGGGGCCGUUUCCAGCCACACCGUGGUAACAUUUCAUGGAAUUCUGCGAAAAGUAGGUCUAUGACAUGUUUUUUUUUUUUUCUCCACUUUUCCCAUCACAUGGAACAUUUUUAAGCCCCCCCUCAAAAAAAAAAAAAAAAAAAAAAAAGGCCGGUACUGGGCAAGCCAAAAAUAUUUAAAUUGGCCGGUACUGUACGGGUUAACUUUGCAUCAUCUGCAAAAGGCUCAUAUAACUUUUUAUACUCUUUGGCAUAUCAUUUAUAUAUACAUUAUGAACAUUAUUGGUGCCACAACUGAGCCUUGAGAAACUCCACUCUCUACUCUCCUCCAAUUUGAUUUCUCCUCUCUAAUCACUGUUCUCAUUUCUCCUCCCGUUAAGUAAUCCUUCAUCCACUCGAUAAUCUUUCCACCCAUUCCUCCCCACUGCUGUAGUUUCCAGAUUUACCUUUUGUGCAGAACCUUGUCAAAAGCUUUUUUCAAAUCGAGACAUACACAAUCAGCCCAUCCUUUUCUCUCAUGCACCACGUUUAUUGCUCUUGAGUAGAAACAUAGUAACUUAGUGACACACUAUUUUCCUUUUCUAAAUCCAAACUGUCCUUCAUUUAUCAUGUUUUCCUUUUCUAUAUGUUCAACCCAUUGUUUUUUUUAUUAUACUUUCACAAAUCUUGCACAUUACACUUGUCAAAGAAACUGGUCUAUAAUUUAGUGGUUCAGUUUUAUCUCCACUUUUAUAAAUUGGUACAAUGCUUGCUGUCUUCCAUUCUAAGGGCACUUUUCCUGUAUUUAUAGAACAUUUUAUUAUGUCAUAAAGUGGCUCCAAUAAUUCAUUUCUACACUAUUAGCACUUGUCCCAAGGUUCCAUCUGGUCCCAUAGCUUUCCUUUCAUCUAAGGUUUUCAUCAACUGUAUCAGUUCUCCUUUAUCAACCUUUACAUGAUUCAGUUUCCCUUCAUUGCAAUUUUCCAGACCCCAGUCAAAGUCAGUUUCUUCUGUAAACACUUUAUAAAUUUUUUUAUUUAAUAUUUCUGCAAUUUCUUUGUCCUUUUCGUAGAUCACAUUUUUUUCCUUUAGCCUUUCCACUCCUUCAUUUCUUUUUAACUUCCUGUUUAUGAAUUUAUAAAAUGUUUUUGGUUCUUCAUUACAUUUAAAAACUAUUCUUCUUUCAAAUUUAACUUCCUCCUCCUUAUUUUCAACUAAUCAUUCUUGCUUUUUUAUAUUUGUCCCUCUUGUUCUUAUUAGGUGUUUUCUUUAAAUUCGUUCAUGCAUUAUUUUUAUUUCUUCUUGCUGUCUCACACCUCCAUCCAAACGAUGUUUUCUCUCCUUUAGUUUUUACUUUGUAGAAUGGAACAUAUAUCUCUAUUCCUCAGUUGUAAAUAUUCAUAAAAGUGUCAUAUUUCUCUUGAAUAUUAGUACUCCUCUUCAUAUCAGUCCAGUCUACUCCACCGAAGAAAGUCUUGAGUCCAACGUAAUCUGCCUUAGUGUAGUUUUUCCUUUUUUCCUUAUAAGCCUCAUCUUGAUAUUCACAUCCUUCCAAAGUUUUCAUCUCCAAUAGUUCAUGGUCACUCUUUCCUGAGGGGCACUCAUGACUGACUCCUUCAUCCAACUCCAUUUUUUGUGAAAAUUAGGUUAAAUCUUGAUGGUUCGUCAUCCCCUCUCAACCUUGUUUCUCCUUGCGCCCACUGUGUCAUCAGGUUAUCUGUUACCAGCUUCAACAGUUUACUUCCCCAAGUAGUUUCACCACCCUCCAUUACAAAAUCUUCCCAUUUCACACUGCAAUUGAAGUCUUCUGUUAAUAUUACCUUUUUAUUAUCUUUUAUUUCAUCUGUCAGUGCCCGUAUUGUAUUUUCCAGCAUAGCAUUAUAUCUUACUUCAUUCCAACUUUUGGUUUUAGUGGGGACAUAGGCUUUUAUUAUGUUAUUCUUCUCUCCACCUUUUACCAGUACCUGCACAGCCAUCACCUCUGCACUCUCAUUUCCAUAUCUCUCUUCAGUCACCUUCAAGUUUUGUUUUGUCAUUAUCCUCCCUUUUCUUCUUUCCUAUCUUUUUUCCAAACAUUGUACUUACUCUUUCCCUCCAGUACAAGUUCUAAGUUCCAGUGCUUUUACAAGCUUUGUUUCAACUAUACAUAUAAUAUCUCGAUUGCUCUCCCUUAAAUAAUCAGUUAGUUUAAUUUUGUUUGAUAUAAGACCAUCUGUGUUUGUGUACGCAAUCUUUAAACCUUUCUUCCCUUUUCCCUUCUUCAUUUUUCCCCUCUUUCUAUCAGCACCCCUUACUUCCUCCCUUCACCUCCUAUCCACCACUUUUUCAGUUUUUCGUUUUUCAUUCUCAAAAAAAAAAUCUUAUUCUGAUCUUUCAUCAUUUCUCUUUUUCACUUCAUUUAUCAUUUCCUUAGCUUUCAUUCUUUCAUCCUCUGACAUAUUUCUUCUCACAUAUUAUAUUUGCUUAUAUUCUUCAGAGUUGUUUAGUGUCCAUGAUUUGUUUAGUAUAGUUUCUAUUGCUAUUUGGGACCUUAGCUUUAUCUUUAGUGGUCAGUUUUUUCCUUCCUCAUAUCUUCCCAAUCUAGUUAUUUCAUCUACUUCUUCCUCUAUCUUUUCCUCCCCUUCAGUAUUCAUAUUUCCCAAUAUACUUUUCACCUUACUUUUCUUGUAACUCUCUCUCUGAGCCUUCACUGUUUUUUUUUUUUUUUUUUUUUUUUUUUUUUUUUAACACCAAA